Molecule: messenger RNA, 645 nt
Organism: Mesocestoides corti
Lineage: Eukaryota; Metazoa; Platyhelminthes; Cestoda; Cyclophyllidea; Mesocestoididae
Source: the annotation of a GenBank genome assembly
AUAGAGCAGGAUACUUCGACCCUUAUGAAACACAGACUCCAUACAAUGCAGCAAAUGGAUUCGGAUAUUCCUGCCUGCGAUUGCAAGGACAACUGCCUUAACUUAUUCGACUGUGCCUGUCUUGAGCGCCCUAAACGGCUCAAUUAUGAUCCAACAGACGAGUUGAUGCUGCAGUUGCUCCCGUGGCAACAGGACUUUUCCCGCUCCAUCUACGAGUGCAAAAGCAAAUGUUCCUGCCAAAAGACUGUCUGCAUAAAUAGAGUAUUCGACGUGGGGAACAAAGGACGAGGCGUGCGAGCCUCGCGAUCUUUACGCCGGGGGGAAUUCGUGUGUUGGAAUCACGUCUAUGUGAUGCAAACAUCGCUGACUAUUGUCGAUGGCGCGCAUAACGUAACCGACGUCCGGACUGAACUGCCAAUAACUAGCCUCAUCAACCACUCCUGUGACCCCAAUAUGGCAGUUAUGCCAAUUCGAGUUGACACAAUGCAGCCCCUCUUAGCGUUGUUUGCAAUUAAGGAUAUUAAACAGGACGAGGAACUUACCUAUGAUUAUUGCCUAAGGUCGGGGCAAGACGUUGUACCCAAGGGCAAGCCGUGCAAUUGUGGAGCCAGGUACUGUCAAGCGUUUCUCCCGUUUUGUGUCUAG